GUUGCGCGGCUGCUGCUUGUGCUGUAAACUUCAAACUAACGGCAACUAUUUUAAAACACGAUUCCCCCUUUCGAGGUCCAGGUGGCAACACUGACGGUGCAAGAUGUCCGUGGCAGGAUUUAAGAAGCAAUUCUACAAAGCCAGUCAGAUGGUGAGUGAGAAGGUUGGAGGUGCAGAGGGAACCAAACUGGAUGAAGACUUCAAGGACCUUGAAAGGAGAGCAGACAUUACCAGCAAAGCUGUGGUGGAAGUCCUCAAUAAAACAUCCGAGUACCUCCAGCCCAACCCUGCAACAAGAGCUAAGCUCUCCAUGCUCAACACGGUGUCCAAAAUGCGUGGACAAGUCAACAAUCCUGGCUACCCCCAGCCUGAGGGCCUCCUGGGGGAGUGCAUGACAAAGUAUGGACGGGACAUGGGCGAGGAGACCAACUUUGGUGGGGCUCUAACAGACAUUGGAGAGACUAUGAAAAGGAUGGCUGAGGUCAAGGACUCUCUGGAUAUUGAUGUGAAGCAGAACUUUAUUGACCCACUGCAGGCAGUUGCCGAGAAGGAUAUUAAAGACAUUCAGCACCACCUAAAGAAGCUGGAGGGCCGUCGUCUCGACUAUGAUUAUAAAAAGAAACGUCAAGGUAAAAUCCCAGAUGAAGAGAUCAGACAGGCCCUGGAGAAGUUCCAUGAGUCCAAAGAGAUGGCUGAGAGCUCCAUGUACAACCUACUGGAAACAGAUGUGGAGCAGGUGAGUCAGCUGUCUUCUUUUGUGGAGUCUCUUCUGCAGUACCACAAACAGGCUUCAGAGAUCCUCAUGGAGCUCUCGGCCAAACUGAGCGAAAGGGUGAAUGACGCUCAGUCUCGUCCAAAACGUGAAUUCACACCCAGACCUAAACCAGUCUAUGACUAUGGAGAGGUAGAACACUCUAAUGGAGGAUACCCACCAGCUGCAACGACCCCUCCAGCUUACUCUUCUGCUGAGCCGUGCUGUAAAGCUCUGUACGACUUUGAGCCCGAGAACGAAGGCGAGCUGGGCUUCCACGAGGGUGACAUCAUCACCUUGGUCAAUCGAAUUGAUGAGAACUGGUUUGAGGGAGCCAUUCGUGGCAAAACAGGAUACUUCCCCAACAACUACGUUGAAGUGAUGGUACCUCUGCAACACUGAGAACGGCAAAGCAAGAGGGAAAUUGCAAGAUGGAGAGGAUAAAUAUGUGGAUGAAUGGAAGUGGAUUAUCUCUCAAUAAUCAAAAAAUCAAAUCUUUAUUGUGAUUAAAAGGUAAACCAAGAGAGGGACCUAAUUUGUAACGAUUAGUUAUUUUGAGUAAAGGGCCUUUUUUUUUUUUUUGUGUCAGAUUCUGUCAAACUUUUUUUUUUUUUACUGAAAGAAGAGAGGGAUAUUCAGUCAAGAAAUGGCACCGCAGUGUGAGCAUUUACUAUAACCCGAGUAUUUACAUUCAUGCUCUAUGCACCUGUGCACUUUCUAAACUACACCUCCACCUGACGGAGCAAGGUCGAGAGAGAAUGACAUCUUUCACGCCACGCUCGGCUGAAUCCACUAAGAAGUGCAAGUAAUUUUUCUGUUCUCCUAACCUAUUUGAUAUUCACAGGAGGACUUUUUUUGUUCUAUGUAUUGUUGAUAUUGGUACUACACACAUGCAAGUAUACGCGUGUAUUUUUCUAAACACCGUCUUUGACAAUCCCAGUUUUCACUUCGGUGCCUUCUGGCUUUAGUUCUGUUGUCUCCAAGGACUAGUGUGAGUCAACAUGGAGGGGGGGCCGCCCUCUGGCGAUGUUUGAGACAAUGCUCCACCGCCCUCUGGUGGUGCUAAAGAUCACUCCGAGCUAUUGUUUUGGGUGCCACUGUCAUGUGGCCUCCAGCUCUUCCCAAAUCCAUGUUUGGUGUUUUAGUGUGGACUUUCAUUUCUUCUAAAUAGCUGGAGCCAGUCAACAGGUAACAUCGACUGACUGCUGUAUGAAAUGUGUUUUCAUUAGUCCGCCACUACCAAUCGGAUAAACUGUGGCCGUUUGUUUAAGACCAAAAAGUAGUUUUAUAGUCUAUUCCAAAGGGCUGGAGGGUUUCCUUAAAUAUGCUUUAAUCACAUCAAUUUUUGCUACUUAAUGAUUUACAAACCUUAAAUUUACUGACAGCCCUUUCAAUGUUUCUACCUGCACUCCACUCUUCACUUAAAGCUUAUUAUUCCCACCUUCGACGAGACCGCUGGUGUUCAUUUAAUGAAACGCGUUUUAAUACAGCCUAAUGCCUGCCAGUCUGCUAAAUUGAUAUUAUUUUCAAACACGUUUUCCUUUAUACACUUCAAAUUUUAAAGAAGAAACUUUGGUUUUCCAAUUGAGGUUAACCCACAACAAUGCAACUUUAUCCCCCACACACACACACACACAAACUUCAUUACACUAAACCCAUAAGCGUCCUUCAGUUCCUCUGUUUUCUCAGGCUGUAUUGAUACUGCUGGCAGUGUCGCGCACAAUGUUUUUGUGGGCUUUUUACCCAACUGUUUGACAAUGAAUUUCAGUCUGUUUUUGUUUCCCCCCCAUAGUGCUGGGGUAAGCUCGACUUUAGUAUUCUAACCUAUAAUUUGGAGCAUGUAAAUUACUCUGUGUUUUGUACCUGCCUCAGAUUUCAGGCUGAACUGCACCAAAUACUGCAUAACUAUCACCAAACAGUCGGGUACCGAAUUUACUAAUGAUGAGGAAGGCCUCUGCACAAUAGCCAGUUUCAGUUUCAAUUAAGUCUUUUACAAUCGGACUAUGGGCUGUGAGGGUUUGUGCCGUUCACUAAAAUACCAACUUUCUCUUCCUGUCAUGAUCCCCUUGUUCGACCCCAGCUCUCCACUCAUCUCUGUUUGAACUGGGAACAGACAGGUCUUUUCAGAAGGGAGGCUCACAGUGGAUUAUGCCCUCCCUCCCCCACUAGCCUUUAUUCACCACCUGCCCCUGUACCCCCACCCCCUUUCUCAUUAUCUGCCCCAUCCCAACCCCAUGGUGCCUCUGGAGUCUCCUGGUCCACUCCUGGAAUAAUCUCCUUUUCUUUCUUUUUUUCAUCAGUCAGUGCCUCGUACAUGUUGUGUUUGCAUGUCUCCAAUGUUAGGCAUGUUCUGUAUAGGGGUGUCGUCUUUGGCUGUGUGGUUCAGGUGUGGGUUCACAUGCCUCAUUACACUAAAUAAAAAGCCCUGAGUUUGAUGGAGGGUCAGGGGUUCAGGUUGAGCUAUUAUGCAGCUUGUAUAAUGUUGUAGUGCAAAGGGCUAAGAUAUUUGUUUGUGUGCUGCUGCAUCUGAAACGGUUGUCUUAAUGCCGCGGCUGACAUUUAUUGCAACACUACAGUCUGUGAUUUCUCGUAUUGCAUCCAUAACCUUGAGUCUCAACUAUGCAAUAUUGAUAAAUGAAGUAUUAUCUGAUUUUUAAGCUUUAUUUUAUGAUGCACAGUCCUAAUGGAAUACUCUGUGUUCAAACGUAACUGCUUUGCAUGAGUCUUCAUUGCAGCCUCUGUGUCUUACGCAAUGCCUUAUUUUUGUAACUGUGACACUGUGGGAAAGGCUAAAAGUGGGAUUAUCCUGGAUUGGUUUUUAGGAUAUAUGGAUUACCUCUGUACUAAAUGUAAUCAUCUGUCUAUUGUAUACUUUUCUUACCUUGUAAAGAAAAAUGAAUGCUGCAUUCACUUCUUCUAAUAAAUAUUAAGUAAUGUG
Messenger RNA from Pseudoliparis swirei, 3689 nucleotides. Its product is annotated as endophilin-A2-like. Gene Ontology annotation, biological process: synaptic vesicle uncoating. Gene Ontology annotation, molecular function: protein binding. NCBI's taxonomy places the organism in Eukaryota, Metazoa, Chordata, Actinopteri, Perciformes, Liparidae. Gene Ontology annotation, cellular component: presynapse; glutamatergic synapse; cytoplasm. The transcript has 8 exons. The coding region runs from base 104 to 1153 and encodes 349 amino acids. The record is from RefSeq and is a predicted model, not a curated record.